AUGCGAAGUCCAGCCCGUGGGCGAGUUCCAGCCGGUGGGCUCCCGCUCAAGUAUCACAAAGGCGGCGCACGUCGUGUCAACCCAAAGGCUCUCGAUAAGACACCCUAUUCGAGAUUAGUCCGCACUGUGUUCAAGACCCUUGGGCACGUACUCAGGAGAUCGGAAAUCUAUCGAUGGUUCGAACUAAACACGGACAAGCCAGCAAUAAACAAAGAAUGGAAAAGACACGUCGAAAAAGUUCUCAUCGAACUUCCCUGUGUCUCAUCUGCAGCCGACGCCAAAGGGAAUGAAAAGUCGCUGCUCAUUUGUGACACCUGCAUGUUCUAUGGAAUACCUGAAUGUGAUGGUAACUUUCCUUGUUCUGCAUGCUCAGAGGAUGGUCUGUCGUGCGAAGGCGAAGGCGGAGGCCGUGGAGCAGAGUGGGCUGAGCAUGAGGACGAGAUCUUGCUCGGAAAAGUCAACUUAAGCAUAUACUGCAAUACUAAUGUACCGCGGAUUACCGGGCGAACAGAGAUAGCAGAAGUUCAUCGUUGGAUGUAUUUGGAGAGAAGAAAAGGCCAACACCAUUUGUGCGAUUACUAG
Messenger RNA from Colletotrichum aenigma, 582 nucleotides. RefSeq lists its product as uncharacterized. Bases 1 to 582 code for a protein of 193 amino acids. The record is from RefSeq and is a predicted model, not a curated record. The transcript is spliced from 3 exons. NCBI's taxonomy places the organism in Eukaryota, Fungi, Ascomycota, Sordariomycetes, Glomerellales, Glomerellaceae.